Messenger RNA from Caenorhabditis briggsae, 357 nucleotides. The record is from RefSeq and is a predicted model, not a curated record. NCBI's taxonomy places the organism in Eukaryota, Metazoa, Nematoda, Chromadorea, Rhabditida, Rhabditidae. The transcript has 3 exons. The coding region runs from base 1 to 357 and encodes 118 amino acids.
AUGCGUCUUUAUCUUGUGCACUUUCUCUUCAUCGCCGGGAUAAUUGCCCCUGUGGUUCCAACACGAUUUUAUAUAUCUGGCACCGUUUCCUGUCAAAGUUCCCCUCCCUGGUGCUACACCAUCCAAUUGCUGGAAUUAGAUUCCAACUUCAAUGAUGUAAUUACCAGUGUAUCUGGUUGCGAACUCACGAACCCCAAUCAAAAAUUCAGUUUCGAAGGUUGGCAGCCUUGGGAUGGACUUUUCGAUAUAAGAAAUGUCAAAACAAUGCAAACUUACAAAAUGUUGAAUCCGACGUCAGAACAUGUUUCAAAACUUGCCUAUUCAAUUUCAUCUUUUUACAGCGAUCAUAAUAAAUGA